AUUAUAGACACCACAGGAAAGUUGACAUUGACAUUUAUGAAGCUCGUCAAAUUGGUGGAAGACUUGCAACUGUUGAUGUAUCUGGGCGCAAUUAUGAAACAGGCGGCUCUAUCAUUCAUCCCCGUAACAAGUAUAUGGUGUCUUUUGUUAAAAAUUUUGGAUUAAAAGUGAGAGAAACAAGUACCGGAUCUCGUAUGGGGCUGUGGGAUGGUGGUAAAUUUGUAUUUGAAGAAAGUUCUUGGGAACCUAUAACAUAUUUAAAAAUGCUGUGGCGGUAUGGAUAUGGCAUAUUUAAAUUAAAGAGCUAUAUAGAUGACAUGUUAACAAAGUUUGAGAGUAUCUAUUUACUCCAAAACAAAGGAGAAGCAUUCUGGACUGUGAGUGAUUUACUGAAAGCCAUGAAUCCUCAGUUUGAAAAUGAUCAGAGAAUAAAAACUGGCUUGGGAUUUAAAAAGUUGGGAUUUUCUGAUUUAUUGGUGGAUGAAAUUGUUGCUGCGACAAUACGAGUAAAUUAUGGCCAAGACCUUAUGGUGCACAAAUUUGUUGGUUCUGUCUCUGUUGCUGGGGCUACCGGAGAUUUAUGGGCAGUAGAUGGUGGUAAUUUCCGCGUCGCAGAGAAACUCUUAGAGGCCUCUGAGGCUCAGUUAGUAAGAGAUAGAGUUGUCAAAGUAUCAACAGCUAACAAUGGCAAGCUAAUUGUUCGAAGACAAGGUACAAAUGUUGAAAAUGAUAAAAGUGAUUUGUCAAGGGCCUAUGAUAUUGUUGUACUUGCCGCACCACUCCAAACUAAUUCAGACUCAAGCAUUGACUUGUCAGAAUACCCUGAUAAGGGAUGGCCUGGUCCUUAUCACCAUACUGUUAGCACAGUUCUCCAAGGAAAAUUAAACCAUUCAUUUUUUGGAUAUUCAGAAGAUGAGGCUAUGCCUGAUGAAAUUUUGAGCACUACAGGGGGUUUGUUUUUUAAUUCUGUCAGUAGGAUUCAACCAGUGGAUCUCACCAACAAAGAAAGAAUAUCUGAUGUGUGGAAAGUUUUUUCUCCUGUCCCUCUAUCUGAUAGCGAGUUAGAUUUGCUUUUUAUUAAAUAUAACAAAAACUCUGUUAAAGUCAAUGAUUGGUUAGCAUAUCCUCACUAUGCAAGACCACCUUCUUGUAAUCACUUCCGUAUUCACAAAAACUUCUAUUAUCUUAAUACCAUUGAGUGGGCUGCUAGUGCUAUGGAAAUGAGUGUGAUUGGUGCUAAAAAUAUUGCUCUUCUUGCUCAUAAAAAUUAUUUUAAUGAACCCGUUCGAGCUGCUAGACAUUCAAAGGCAGUUCAUGGUCUUGAGGGAAAAUCCGAUGAUGAAUUGUAAAGUACUGAAGCCUUGAUUGAUAUUUGUGUUAAUUCUGUUUAAUGGUAAAGACUGACAGUAAUUACUGCUCUUGAUGUGGUGAUAAAACCAGGUUCACAUUUAAGUGAAUUAUAAUUUGUGAUAUAGAAUGUUAGUGUUAGGAUUUGUGAGAUAGUACAAUUUGCAAUCUGUUCUUUCCUCAUCCUUUGAGCCAACCUCCUCCCUUUCUCAGUUGUCUUUGUGUACAUAUGCCCUUUCUUUUUGUUUGAUGCAGCUAAUGAAGUACAAUGUAUACUACUGUUUUGUGUUGGAAUAACACAUUUUAUUAGUUCACUACCAUUUAUGUUGUACAUUUUAUGUACCAAUAAAGUAGUGGCUGUACAAAUUAA
Frankliniella occidentalis (western flower thrips) is the source of this 1717-nucleotide messenger RNA. RefSeq names its product prenylcysteine oxidase 1-like. Gene Ontology annotation, biological process: prenylated protein catabolic process; prenylcysteine catabolic process. The record is from RefSeq and is a predicted model, not a curated record. The transcript is spliced from 5 exons. Bases 135 to 1349 code for a protein of 404 amino acids. Gene Ontology annotation, molecular function: prenylcysteine oxidase activity. NCBI's taxonomy places the organism in Eukaryota, Metazoa, Arthropoda, Insecta, Thysanoptera, Thripidae.